Mitosporidium daphniae is the source of this 1095-nucleotide messenger RNA. RefSeq lists its product as uncharacterized. Gene Ontology annotation, biological process: maintenance of protein localization in endoplasmic reticulum. Bases 1 to 1095 code for a protein of 364 amino acids. The record is from RefSeq and is a predicted model, not a curated record. The transcript is spliced from 4 exons. NCBI's taxonomy places the organism in Eukaryota, Fungi, Microsporidia. Gene Ontology annotation, cellular component: endoplasmic reticulum membrane.
AUGUUUUAUGGGUUUAAAGAUUAUCUAAUUGGACAAUGUUCCUUUGGAAAGACCCCUUCCGAGACUUACUCUGGUGACAAGCAGGAAAAAAUUUGCGAUUUUGUGCAGUUAGUCCUGUUCGGCUUUUGCAUCUGCCUAUCUUCGUUUUUAUUCCACCUAAUCAUCCUUCCAAUAAGGAUCGUUACCGGGGUUUUCGUUAUUUUAUCGAGGCUUUUAAAAAAGAUAUUCAAAAAGACGCCAGUGCUCUCUUGUAAUGCAGAAUUUCAUGAUUGCGUCAAAUUUUUUGUCUUCUGCAUUAGCUGUUUCUUUUUGGGGCUAGUUGAUCUUUCCAAAUUGUAUCACUUUAUUAGAGGCCAAAACAUUGUCAAGCUUUAUGUGAUUUUUAAUGUUUGCGAGAUAGCCGAUAAGCUGUGUUGCUCAUUUGGGCUGGAUUUGCUGAACGCCGUCGUUAACUCGCCCCCUGUCAAUGUUUUCGGAUUUUCCAGGUUGAUUUCCAAAAUGCAUCAACCUCACAUGUCGUCUGAAAAAAACUUUAAAUUUAUAACGCUUCUUGUUAUUUCUUCCGUGUAUUGUUGCAUUCAUACGCUUGUGCUGAUUUAUCAAAUCAUUGCGCUUAAUGUGGCCAUCAAUUCUCACAGCAAUGCGCUGCUAACCUUGCUACUAUCAAAUCAGUUUGUGGAGUUAAAGUCGUCUGUUUUCAAAAAGUUUGAAAAGGAAAAUUUGUUCCAAUUAUCGUGUUCAGAAAUGGUUGAAAGAAUGGUUAUCUUUAUGUUCUGCGUGAUGAUUGGCUGGAGGAACGUCCUCCAAUUGACUAGUGAUGAUAGAGCUUCUUUCUGGCAAUUAGUCGUUUUAACAUUUACCCCGCUAUUGAUAACAUAUGUGUCUGAAAUAUUUGUGGAUUGGCUCAAGCAUUGCUUUAUUACCAAAUUUAACGCCAUCAAUCCGAUGGUGUACGACACAUAUUUCAGUAUCCUCUGCAACGACAUCACACCGUUUUCCUCGAUUUCCCCUUUGCAGAACAAUGUAACCAGUUGUGUUUAUUUAAUCGUUCCUUGUCCAUUUAGGAUGCUAAUUUAUCUAAAAUUGUUACCGUAG